CAGCAGGUGCUGCCGGCCCUGGGCGCGGGCCAGUCGCUAAUCCCCGCGCGUGCAGCGAGGAGUCGCCAUAGCCAAGCGGCGGGAGUCCCCGGCGGCGGCGCCUCGCGCAGGACCCACGCUCCGGCCCCUUGCCAUGGAGAGCAGCCCCCCUUCUCCCGCAGAAGAGCCCCGCUCCGCUGGGGGGCUCAGCGGGGCGCACAGCCCGGAGCCGCUCGGGCCAGAGGGCUCCCAAGAGCCGGCGGAGGGAGGGAGCGAGGAAGGGGCGGCGGCGGCGGCGGCGGCGGAGCAGCCCCCCGGCCCCCGGCCGGAGGAGGAUGCAGCAGAAAGAGCCGCUGAAGGGAAGGACCGGGAGGCGCCCGGGGAAGGGGGCGGCGAGGGGAGCCCGCCGGCGGGAGGAGCGGGGGAAGAGGCGGCAGGAGCAGGGAGCCCCGAGGGGCAGCGGCAGGAGCCUGCCCCCGCGCACCGCCCAGCUGGGGAGCGCGCGGAGGAAAGGGGCGAAGGAGACGCAGGGGGAAGCGCGGAGGGCGAAGGAGCUGCGGAGCCGCCCCCCGCGGAGGAGAGCCCCGGCGGAGAGAGCCCGGGGCCAAGCCCCGCGGAAGGGGGAGGCGCAGAACCGCCCCGGGCAGAAGAUCCUGCAGCGGCUGCCGAGGAGGAAGACGACCCUGGCGAGGGCGGGAGAGAGGAAGAACAGCCUGGGGACGGGGCAGGGGAGGAAGGAGCCGCCGAAGGAGAAGAGCGCGCAGCGGAGGAGAGGGAGGAAGAGGACGAGGAGGGCAAAGCAGAUGCAACGGCAGAAGCAAAGCCCGAGGGAGGGGAGGACGAAACUGGGGCAGGGCAAAGUCUGGGAAGCAUUGCCCCAGCGGGAGCAAAUCCCGCAGACACGACGACAAGCGAAGAAACCCCCGCGGCCGGAGGCGCCGCGGGCCACGCAACCGAGGAAAUACCAGCGGCCGCAGAACACGCGGGCCCCGAGGACGCUGCUCCCGGAGAAAGGCCGGAGGGCACCCCAGGUGGGGACGAACUGAGCAACCACCGCCCAGAGCCACGUGCAGCCGGAGCCCCCGAGGAGCCUGCGGGAGCGGAGAGAGGCGAGGAAGCCAUGAACCUGAACGGCAUGCAGGCCAGGGGAGAGGGGGAGGAAGAAGAAGAGGCGGCGGCGGCGAGCACACCUGGGGAACCCGGGGAAGAGGCGCAAGAGCAUGACAUUUCCCUCUUCGUCAAGGCUGGUAGUGAUGGGGAAAGCAUUGGAAAUUGCCCAUUUUCUCAGCGUCUCUUUAUGAUUCUGUGGCUAAAAGGUGUUAUAUUUAAUGUAACAACUGUAGACUUGAAAAGAAAACCUGCAGACUUACAGAAUCUAGCCCCAGGAACAAACCCUCCCUUUAUGACUUUUGAUGGUGAAGUGAAAACUGAUGUCAAUAAGAUUGAGGAGUUCUUAGAGGAAAAAUUAACACCACCAAGGUACCCCAAACUUGGGCCAAACCACCCCGAAUCUAAUUCUGCAGGAAAUGAUGUGUUUGCAAAAUUCUCUGCUUUCAUAAAGAACACAAGAAAAGAUGCUAAUGAAAAUUUGGAAACAUCCUUACUUAAGGCUCUAAGGAGGCUGGAUAACUAUUUAAAUACCCCCUUGCCUGAUGAAAUUGAUGCCUAUAGCACUGAAGACAUCACUGUUUCCAGCAGAAAAUUCCUGGAUGGAGAUGAGCUCACCUUAGCAGACUGCAACCUCUUACCCAAGCUCCACAUCAUUAAGGUUGUAGCAAAAAAAUAUAGGAAUUUUGAGUUUCCACCUGAAAUGACUGGGAUCUGGAGAUAUUUGAACAGUGCUUAUGCUAGAGAUGAAUUCACAAAUACUUGUCCUGCUGAUCGAGAAAUUGAGUUUGCAUAUUUGGAUGUUGCAAAAAGAAUGAAAUGAUGGAUUAAAAGAUAUCUCUAGUCUACAUUUCUUCGGAGAGCUGGAUGGGAACAAACCAAGAUAAAAACAGUACAUUAUGCAGCAUAAUUUUAAGUUCUGUGACUGGCCAAUUCUUCUUUCUUUUCUUGCAUUAUAUUAAGCUCACCCUUAAAUUAUAUGUACGUAUAUCUGCUUAUGUAUGUGUGUACCCACACACAUGUAUUACACAUUCUGUGUUAAAGGUUUCAAAUCAAAAUUCAAACAUUUGUUGAAAUUAUGGUAAUGGGCAAGGCACACAAUUAGGCUGGUUACUCUUGGUAAAAAUAUUGAAUUUUGAGACUAAAAUUCCCUGCUUCUUACACAUUUAGUGUGAUUAUUACUGCCCCUAAUUUCUCAGUUUAUUUCAGCACUACUGUCAAAACUGACAGUUGACUUAGAGAUCUGUCUGAGAGGCAGAGGAACAUUUUUCUCUCAAGAUAUAGCUAACCAAAAGUAUCUGUGACCUUCUGGGCUGCAUAAAUCUGGGAAGACCGCACAAUUGCUGUUGGCUGCAUAGCAGGCUGGUUUAUCCAGGAGAAAGAUCAGGUUUGAUGUGGAACCAACUCUCUCUUUCAAAAGCAACAACUCUGUAUUCCCCGGAGCUGUGGAUCAGCUCAACAAAAGCCCUGCUUCACACUGCACAAGUCCCUAUUCUGUAGAUGUCUAGCCCUCGUCUCUCUAAGAUCUGCACAACCCAUGGGACUUCCUCCAGCCCUAGUGGAGAGGAACAAAUAUUGCAGCUGACCUGUGGACUAUGCAAUAAAGUUACUUGGUAUAAGUGAAAAGAGAGGGGUCCCACCCCCUGCACUGGGAGAGGAAAUGGAAAACCUCUCUGCCCCGAUUACUAAAUUGAGGCCCCCUCUUCGACUCCUACUUGGUAUUGGAAAGCAAUGAAUAUGGGGGCAGGAGGGCUAUUUAGGAGGUAGCCCUUUCCUUGUUCCUGACUGAACUCCAGAAUGUGCUGUACAACCAGAACCAGUGAGAAUACCCCAUUCCCUUUUAACAGGUACCAUCGGAGGUCCAUGGAACAUGAACAGAGGCUGCUUUCUGCUGGUACAGCCCUCAGAAGCACAACCUCGUGCAAACCACAGCCCCUGCACUUGCCUGGGAGCAAGAGCUCCAGCCCAGCUACCAAAGCUGUGUUAUCCCUACAGUCACCAGGGAGUCCGUCUCUGAUGCUUUUGCACAAUAUAUUUUUGAUAGGGUUAUGUGCAUCUAAAGAUGCAGUAGAUCUAUGCACACUAGAUUGAUCUAUUUCAUAUCUAAGUGUCUAAUAUAAUAGCUAUGUAAGAAAACCCCCUCCAUUUUAGAAUAGACAACCUAUUCCGUAUCAAGCAGACAUCUACUUUUCUUACAAUUUGUACUUGAUUGUAUAUUUCAGGUAUACUUUGUCUGCACUAUUUAAUUAUAAAAAUAUUCAGUUCUGAUGCACAUCUUGUAUCACAGUUAUUUUUAAAAUGUUAAAUAUUGAAAUUUUAUUUUAUUUUCUUUAGAAAAAACAGACAUUUAACCUGUUGUGCAGUACAGAGCUUAAAUAUUGGGGUUGAUAGCUGAGCAAUCACUCACCAAAUGUUACUAACUGCUGCUUUAUAUUUUCCAACAUAUAUAUUUUUUUUUCUAUAUAAUCUUUUAACAUGCCUUACAAAUUUGAACAGAAAAUACACAAAUUGAUAAGUAAA
Dermochelys coriacea (leatherback sea turtle) is the source of this 3606-nucleotide messenger RNA. RefSeq names its product chloride intracellular channel 6 (gene CLIC6). The coding region runs from base 134 to 1909 and encodes 591 amino acids. Lineage: Eukaryota; Metazoa; Chordata; Testudines; Dermochelyidae. The record is from RefSeq and is a predicted model, not a curated record. The transcript is spliced from 6 exons.